GGACGGGCCUCCCUGUUUUGAGCGGUGGGCCAAAGCGCACGGCGGCGUCCAUUUUUCCUCCGUGCACCCGGGCUGGGUCGACUCGCCAGCGGUUGCCGUGGCGAUGCCGGAGUUCCACCGCAUCAUGCGCGGGAAGCUGCGGACGGCGGAGCAGGGGGCCGACACGGGCGUGUGGCUGGCGGUGUCCAGAGCCGCCGCCGCCGCCGCCGCCACGCCCAGCGGGCUGUUCUUUCAAGAUCGGCGGGCGGUUCCGACCCAUUUGCCCCUGGCCUGGACCCGCAGCACCCCGGAGGAGGAGCAGAACUUCAUGACUCAGCUGGACAAGCUGGCCAAGUCCUUCCGGACCCCCGCGGUGACCCGGUUCAGCCUGGUCAAACCGCUCUCCGACCAGUUCAUCGUCAAACCCACCUUCUGAAAGCUUAAGGCCCGGUUUAGACCACAGCCUGACCCAGUAUCCGCACUGCAC
Molecule: messenger RNA, 466 nt
Organism: Anguilla anguilla (European eel)
Lineage: Eukaryota; Metazoa; Chordata; Actinopteri; Anguilliformes; Anguillidae
Product: dehydrogenase/reductase SDR family member 12-like
Exons: 3
Coding region: 104-415 (103 amino acids)
Source: RefSeq, a predicted model, not a curated record